Molecule: messenger RNA, 609 nt
Organism: Thelazia callipaeda (thelaziosis nematode)
Lineage: Eukaryota; Metazoa; Nematoda; Chromadorea; Rhabditida; Thelaziidae
Source: the annotation of a GenBank genome assembly
AUGGCUCGUGCUCCUGUAAGAUUAAAUGUUUACGAUAUGUACUGGUUAAAUGACUAUGCAUCAACUCUGGGAUUUGGAGUAUAUCAUACAGGCAUUGAGGUGUAUGAUAUUGAAUAUGGUUACGGUGGACAUCCUUUUGCAUUUUCUGGGAUUUUUGAAAAUUCCCCGAGAGAUGCUGAAGAGUUAGGAGAAAAUUUUAAAUUUAAAGAAAGCAUACUAAUUGGUGAGACCGAUUUCACAGAAACUGAUGUAAAGCACUUAAUACAGAUGAUGGGAAAUGAAUAUAGAGGCGAUAAAUAUCAUCUGAUUUCCAAAAAUUGCAAUCAUUUUACAUCAGUACUUGCAAAGACUUUGACUGGUAAGGAGAUACCAUCUUGGGUUAAUCGACUUGCCGCAUUAUCUAGCUCAAUACCAUUUCUGGAGCGUUUUUUACCACAAGAAUGGUUGACACCAAUGGCGUUGCAACAGAGUUUAGAGGAAAGGCGCAGAAGUGGAGAUUAUACUUCCGCAUGUAUAGAGCGUGAUCAGGAAGACUCUCAACAGUCAAGUACUCGCUCUAGUGAAAGACGUGCUAGCUUACCGAUUAGUGGUAGUAUUGGUAAGAUUUAG